AUGAGCACAUUUGCUCGAAGUGAUGCUGUUCACAUUCCUGGAUAUAUGCCAAGAAAACAAAAUUCGACUCCUAACCCACCAACUACUCAUCGUAUUUAUGAUCGCAGCCAUGUUUAUUCACGUUCAUGGAACCCUGAAUGUUCUUCACCUCCUACGCAUUCAUCUCAACAAUCAGCUCAUUUUUCUUAUCAUUAUAAUAGGCCUGAUGAAUUUCAAUAUAAUACUCCGACGGAUCGUUAUCCUUCACGAUCCAGCUAUGAAGCUGCACAAGCAGAUCAAUACUCAUCUGAUGCAUGUUAUGAAAAUCCAGAACAGAUAUAUCCACAAACACUAUUCAUUCCAACAAUCAAUGAGCCUGUUCAAGCUAACUCGUUAUCUGUUCGACAAUUUCAAAGACAAGCGAAAUCAUUUGACGAUCGACCACGAGCACCUGAUGGUCGAAGACCGUCUAUGGCUGAUCGAAGAACUGUUUCUGUUACGGAACCUCGUAAUCAGUUUGUCCGGCAGUCAACUGUCCAACAGCAUACAGGCGAUGAAUCACCUGUAACCAAAGCAUGUCAUUCCCUUUGGGCAGCAAAAGGUCAUUUAGAGCAAUUGCACGCAUUAGGAAUAUCUGAUCCUUCAUCAGCAUCAACUUCUUUCGAUUCAAACACUGAUAGUCAGUCAGUAGCAAUGGAACCAAAACCGAAACAGGAAGAAAAUGCAGAUCGGAAACGAAUGAAGUACAAAUCGCUUCUCAUUCAACGAAAAUUUCUUUCCACGACCGCAGUAUCAUCGAUGGAUUCAACGAACAGCACCGAAUCCUCAGCGCAUGAUCCUUUGUUCACCAGUAGUGUGGACUCUCUCAAAAGUGAUUUAGAACAACGUAGACUAUCUCUAAUGACCCGUCAUAGUAAUGUAAGCUCUCCGCACAUAGGUGGAUCGUCACGUUUAGAAAGAGAUUACAGUGUUGAUACCAAGAGUGAUAACUUGUUUCGAGAGUGGAGUAGAGUCGAUCCAGCUUAUGCUGCUCGAGACCAUCGGGAAUUUACUCCUCCUGUCGCUGCCCCUACUCCGAUAAGGCUUCAACGAGGCUCAACACAGGAUCCUUAUAGUCAACCACAACGAGAUCGUAUGUACGGCAGACAGAUGACGAUAGCAGGUUCAAGCCAUGUAGUUCCCUUCAUAUGUUAUCCGGAUGAACAAAACUGCAGUCGAUGA
Auanema sp. JU1783 is the source of this 1200-nucleotide messenger RNA. The record is from the annotation of a GenBank genome assembly. NCBI's taxonomy places the organism in Eukaryota, Metazoa, Nematoda, Chromadorea, Rhabditida, Rhabditidae.